Plectropomus leopardus (leopard coralgrouper) is the source of this 789-nucleotide messenger RNA. RefSeq names its product aquaporin-8. NCBI's taxonomy places the organism in Eukaryota, Metazoa, Chordata, Actinopteri, Perciformes, Serranidae. Gene Ontology annotation, biological process: water transport; transmembrane transport. Gene Ontology annotation, molecular function: water channel activity. The record is from RefSeq and is a predicted model, not a curated record. Gene Ontology annotation, cellular component: plasma membrane.
AUGGGGGUUGAGAACAUGGAGAUGGAAGACACGGACUCGACUUUGAUGGAGAAGGGGACAAAGAAGGUGCCGGUGCCCAGACCUCCCAACAAGUACGAGACUCUGUUCCAGCCCUGCCUGGCGGAGAUCGUGGGGACCAUGUUCUUCGUCUUCAUCGGCUGCGUGUCCGUCAUCGAGAACGUGCCGGCGGCUGGACGUUUGCAGCCGGCCCUGGUGCACGGUCUGGCUGUGGCGGUGCUGGUGGCGGUCAUGGAUAAUAUCAGCGGCUCCCACUUCAACCCUCCCUUCACCAUAGCCAUCUAUCUGUGUGGCGGCAUGGAGCUGAUGAUGGUGGCACCGUACCUGGUCAGCCAGCUGAUUGGAGGAGUGCUCGGAGCUGGGAUGGCCAAGAUGAUGACACCUGCAGACCGCUACUUGAACGCCACAGGAGCGGCGUUUGACAUCCUGAAGGAAGAGAGCCAGCUGUCCAGAGCAAUUUUUGGGGAGGUGGCCAUGACCUGCCUGAUCACCAUGGUGGUACUGCUGGUGGCGGUCAACGGCAAGACGAAAACCCCACUGGCUCCAUUCCUUGUGGGCUGCACUGUCAUCAUUAACGUCCUGGCAGGCGGUGACAUAUCGGGCACGUGUCUGAACCCCGCCAGAGCUUUUGGCCCAGCUGUGAUGACCAACUACUACUGGAUCUACCACUGGGUUUACUGGGUGGGACCCAUCGGGGGAGGCCUGGUGGCCGCUGCGCUGCUCAGGCUCAUUCUGGGUGAUAACAAGUUACGAGUCGUCAUGAAGUCAUAA